Molecule: messenger RNA, 1951 nt
Organism: Bicyclus anynana (squinting bush brown)
Lineage: Eukaryota; Metazoa; Arthropoda; Insecta; Lepidoptera; Nymphalidae
Product: chitinase-3-like protein 1
Exons: 8
Coding region: 1-1620 (539 amino acids)
Biological process (GO): chitin catabolic process; carbohydrate metabolic process
Cellular component (GO): extracellular region
Molecular function (GO): chitin binding; chitinase activity
Source: RefSeq, a predicted model, not a curated record
AUGGCUAAAUUAAAUUUGUUUGUACUGUGUGUCUUAGCUGCGUGGUGCGGCUAUGUAUCGGCUAAGGAAAAGGUGGUCAUGUGUUACUAUGGGACUUGGGCAACCUACAGGAACGGUGACGGUCAAUUCAACGUCGAUCACAUCAAUACCGAUCUGUGUACACACCUCAUUUACACAUUCGUUGGAAUAAAUGACCAAGGAACGGUUAUUUCUUUGGACCCCUGGCUGGACUUACCGGAUAAUUGGGGAAGAGAUAACUUCAGAAAAUUCAAUGCCCUAAAACAACAGAAACCUAGCCUCAAAACGUUAUUGGCUGUCGGAGGGUACAACGAAGGAUCAGCCAAGUAUUCGAGAAUGGCCGCGAAUCCCACACUGCGUCAGAAUUUCAUUACGAGCGCGACCAAAAUGCUCCUGACAUACGGUUUCGAUGGGUUCGACUUAGAUUGGGAGUAUCCCAAUCGUCGUGACACCGUCUACGGGAGAGCUGACAUCGACAACUUCACCACUCUGACGAAGGAGUUGAGAGCAGAGUUUGACAAGCACGGUCUGCUGUUGAGUGCCGCCGUCGCUGCUGUGGGAAGCGUUGCUGUGUUGUCCUACGAUGUACCAGCUUUUACACAGUAUGUAGAUUAUGUAAAUCUAAUGACAUACGAUUUGUAUGGUGCAUGGGAUUCAGUGACGGGACAUAAUGCUGGUCUUCACAAAGGUCUCGGAGAUGAAAAUGUUGCCAAAGGAAACGUCUUCAGCGUCGAUCUAGCUCUGGAGUGGUGGCUUCAACAAGGAUGUCCAGCAGACAAGUUGGUGCUGGGUGUACCGCUCUACGGCCGCACAUUCCGGCUGACCAACGCUAACAACAACGGAGUCCGCGCACCAGCCAGCGGUGCUGGUAUUGCAGGCACCUGGACCGCCACCAGUGGAUUCCUUGGAUAUAAUGAGUUCUGUCUGAAGCUCAAAACAGAAAAUUGGGACGUGCGUUACGAUCACUUGGCCAAGGUUCCGUAUGCCGUUCAAGGAAACAAUUGGGUUUCUUACGACGAUCCAGCUUCUAUAGCGGCUAAGAUACAACACGCCUUACAAUACAACAUAGCUGGUGCCAUGGUGUGGAGCAUAGAGACUGAUGACUUCCGUGGAAAAUGCGCUGGAGAUUUCCCCUUGCUAAGAGCCGUCAACGAAGCGUUAGGGAAGUAUUCUGGGAAUAAUAACCCUGCUCCCACUACAACAACGACUACUACUCCUCGACCAGCGGCUACUACAACUACAACAACUCCUCGACCAGCGGUCACUACAACUACAACAACUCCUCGACCAGCGGUCACUUCAACUACAACUACUCCUCGACCAGCGGCUACUACAACUACAACUACUCCUCGACCAGCGGCUACUACAACUACAACAACUCCUCGACCAGCGGUUACUACAACUCCCACUGUACCAUCGACGUCGGUUUGCAAACAAGCAGGACACAACCCUAAUCCCGAUGACUGUCACAGUUACUACGUGUGUGUUCAUGGCGGAUCCGGAAAGUUUAUAGCGCACCUUAUGCGUUGUCCCGCAAAUCUUCAUUGGGAUCAACAAAAUGUACUAUGCAACUAUGCUGAUAUCGCCAAAUGUAAAGUUUAAUUGCACCGAUUUUGAUUUUAAUAAAUUUUCGUAGUAUUGUCGUUCAUUUAAAUGCAUUUUGGCAGGGAUCAACAAAAUUCACUAUGUAAUAUGCAAUUUUGCUAGUUGUAAAAUUUUUGCGAUUUUGAUUAAAAGUAUUGUCAUUUAUUUUGAUAGGAAUCAACAAAAUGUAUUAUGUACUUCGACAAUUGAAAAAUUUUAUUGCAAUGAUUUUGAUUAAAAAUAUUGUCAUUCAUUUUAAUAAGGAUUUUGAUAGGGAUCAACAAAAUGUACCUACCUACUAUGCAAGUAGGUAGGUACAUUUUGUUCCAAUCCUUCGCCAAUUGUAAAA